Messenger RNA from Ochotona princeps (American pika), 1560 nucleotides. RefSeq names its product CUB and zona pellucida like domains 1 (gene CUZD1). The transcript is spliced from 6 exons. The coding region runs from base 303 to 1289 and encodes 328 amino acids. Gene Ontology annotation, cellular component: cell surface. The record is from RefSeq and is a predicted model, not a curated record. Lineage: Eukaryota; Metazoa; Chordata; Mammalia; Lagomorpha; Ochotonidae.
CCAGUUCACUGGGAGUUCUGGGAGAAGCCCGGGGGCUGCUCUGCUGCCCAGUUCUCAGCCUGGAGAUAGAUGACAACUGCAGGUUUGAUUUCAUCGCCGUCUAUGAUGGCUCCUCCACCAAUUCUGGCCUGAUUGACAAAGUCUGUGGUCGUGGGAAGCCCACCUUCGAGUCCUCAACAGGCUCCUUGACUGUUGUGCUGUCUACCGAUUACGCCAACUCCUACUGGGGCUUUUCUGCUUCCUACACUUCAGUCUAUACAGAAAAUGUCAACACUACAUCAUUGACUUGCUCUUCUGACAAGAUGAGAGUCAUCCUAAACAAAUCCUACCUAGCAUCUUUUAACUAUCAUGAGAAUAACGUACAAAUAAACGACCCCACCUGUAGACCAAGAGUAUCGAAUGUCGUGGAAUUUUCUAUCCCUCUUGGUGGAUGUGGCACAAUCAGACAGGUGGAAGAUCAGACCAUUACCUACACCAACGUCAUCACCUUUAUCGUGUCCCCGACUUCCGAGGUCAUCACCCGCCAGAAGCAUCUCCAGAUCAUCGUCAAGUGUGAAAUGGAGCACAACUCCACUGUGGAGGUUAUGUACAUCACGGAAGAUGAUGUCAUACAAAAUCAGAACACCCUGGGCAGAUAUAACACAAGCAUGGCUCUUUUUGAAUCCAGCUCAUUUGAGCGACCUAUAAGCGAAUCCCCGUAUUAUGUGGAUUUGAACCAGACGUUGUAUGUUCAAGUCAGUCUGCACACUCCAGACCCAAGUUUGGUGGUAUUUCUUGAUACCUGCAGAGCUGCUCCCACGUCCGACUUUGGCUCACCGACGUACGACUUAAUUAAGAGUGGCUGUACUCGAGAUGACACUUGCGAGGUGUAUCCUUUAUUGGCACAUCACGGAAGGUUCCAGUUUAGCGCCUUUAAGUUCCUGAGGAGCCUGAGCUCGGUGUAUCUGCAGUGCAAGGUGCUGAUAUGUGACAGCAGCGAUGCCACGUCUCGCUGCAGCCAAGGCUGUGUCUCCAGACGGAAACGAGAAAUCUCAUCCUACAAGUGGAAGACUGAUUCGGUCAUAGGCCCCAUCCGUCUGAGGAAAGAUCGAAGUGCAGGUGGAAACUCAGUGACAGGACUUGUACAUCAACCAGAGGCAGAAGGAACUCAGAACCUGCCGUUCGAUAGCAUGCACCUGUUUUCAUUCUCCGUUCUUGCCCUGAACAUAGUGAUUGUAGCCACUGUCACAGCGAGGCAUUUUAUACAUCGGCGGACGUACUACAGGUACCAGAAGCUGCCGGAAUACUAACCAGUGAACUCAGCUCUAUGUGAGAUACGUUAAUCCUGGUCGCCGAAGCAAAUGAAGCCUCAUGGCUACGAACACGAAGAACGAGCAAGCAAGGGCCUGCGAUGCAGCACCCCGGCCUUUGUGUACCUGUGCUGCUGUGGUUCAUUCUAGGAGGACUGGAAUGAAUGAGCACUGUGUCAAAAUCUCAUUUCAGGAACUAAAGAUACCAGAAUAUUCCAUGACUUGGCAACAUCUCUUUUCAUUAGCAUAAAGUAUUUCAACCAAAUUGCAG